Camponotus floridanus (Florida carpenter ant) is the source of this 4668-nucleotide messenger RNA. RefSeq lists its product as uncharacterized. The record is from RefSeq and is a predicted model, not a curated record. The coding region runs from base 79 to 4458 and encodes 1459 amino acids. NCBI's taxonomy places the organism in Eukaryota, Metazoa, Arthropoda, Insecta, Hymenoptera, Formicidae. The transcript has 13 exons.
UUGUUGAAGCAAUGUGCAAUAGCUCUGGUAAUAGUCAAUUUUCCAACAAGAAUAUUUGGCGUUGUUAUCUAAAACAAAAUGGAUAAUAAUAACAAAAAUUUGCACAACAUCGUAGACAUGAUCGAAGAUGAUUAUAAGAUAAAAAAAGUAAAAGAAUCAAGCUUAUUGUUGAAACAAAAAAUGUGCAAAACCCAUGAUUUAAUUAAGCAAUAUACCGAAAAAGUAAGAGAAACUGAUCGUUUGAAAUUAGAUCUGGAAGUUAUAAAGAAGGAUGCAAAUUCUAUGAAAUCCAAGUACAAAUCUGCCACAGAUGAAACAAGAAAAUUAGAACUUCAAAUUACAGAAGAUAAAUUCAAAAAUGAAAAGUUAUCAAAUAAGAUAGAUGAAUAUGAGAUAAAUAUAGCAGCAGAUAAGCAGAUUAUACAACAAUUAACAUCUAAAAUAAAAGAGUUGGAAGAUGAGUGUUCUGCUAAAAUUAUGGAGUACGAUCUGCAGAAAUCAUUUUACAAAGGUAAAAUUAGAGAUUUAGAACAUGAAUUGGAACAAAAACCAAAAGUGACGCAUAAGAGAAAGGACAAAAAAAUCAUUUCCAACAAUUCUGAUACUGUUAAAUUAACGGAGGCAAAAUCUAAUUCGGAUAUUGGUAUAAAUGUAUCAUUAUGUGAUAGUGAAUUAAGUAUGAAAUCUGUACAAGAAAAGAGCAUCAUGACUGACGAAUUUUAUAAUAUCAAGGAUGAUCCACAUCCACUAUUUUGUGCAAAAUGUGAAUCUCGUUUGCCCUUAGCUUUAACUCCUGAAAAAAUAUGCAAAACAAUGUGCUCGUAUCCAGAAUUAAUUGAAAAAGAUUUUUUAUCAUCAAAUGAAAUUCUUCUUUCACCACGUUUAAUUCCCAAUACAUAUCCAGAUUCCACAAAUAGAAAUGAAGAUGUUCUUUCUAGAGCGUUAUCUACAUCGUCAUAUCUGAAUCUAUGUAGCCAAUAUAAUGAUUCAACAGCUGACAAUUGGAAAUCUCGAUCGACUUUUCAUUCAAUGUCUGCAACGAUGCAAAAUUGCGAAAAUGAUGAAUUAAGAAAUGCGGAUUUUACAACGCAUACUCGGAUUGCUACAAAACCAUCUCGAAAUAAUCUUGGCUCAAUUUCUGAAUCAUCAUCCUCAUUUCAAAGUAUGGACUGUGUGAGAAAAGAUUCAUAUUCCAAUGACUUAUUAGCUAAGCACUCUUCAUCUAUUGAAGAGAUAAAGAAACAAAUUGGAUUAUUAGAAAGACAAAUGAAAAAAUUUAAAAGAUUAAAAGAAAAGCCAAAUACUAAUUCUUGUCAUUGUGUUAUGAAGUAUAAUGAUAGUGCUUUGCUAAAUUCGAAUCUAUUUGCCAUAAUCUGCAAAGGUAUUGCAGAAUAUUACGAUAAAAGGACGAAAACGUGCUCUAAAACUGCGCGAGAUAUUUAUUCAGAGAAGGGUAAAAAAGGAAAGCUAAAGAGACAUCGGUUAAACAAAUAUAAUGAAAAUAAAAGUACAUCUUUGUGGAAAAUUGAGAACAUUGAUGAAAGAUAUCUACAAGAUAAAGAAAAACUUUAUAAUAAGUCUGAAGAUACUAAGAAAGCGACUACAUGUGAUAUUUUACAAUCUAAACUAUGUAUAAAUAAGUGUAAUGAGAUAUCGUAUGUAAAUGAAUCCAAUAAGUUCCUUAGUGACAUUGAUGAUUGUGACAAAAAAAAAUUUAUUUUCUGUAAAGAGAAUGCAUUGAAUUCAGCAGAAAGGACGUCUAUUGAAGAUGUUCUAACAAUGUCACAUUUAAGUAGUCCAGAUAAGUUAUAUGACAAUAUUGAAGAAAUAAGCAAUAAUUCUUUUAAUGAGGAUAAUGUAAAAUCUAUCAAUAUGGAUUGUCAGACAAAAAUGGAGAUGAAAGUUUCAUCAUGUAACAGUGAUAUUAGCAUUGAUGAUGCUGAUAACAGAAUUGCUGAUGUAAUUUUAGAAGAAAAUAAAAUAAAAAGGAAAAAUCAAAAUAAAGCGACAUAUAACGAUCGUUUGUUUAAAAAAAUGCGUAACUUAAAGAGAAAAGCGCAAGCAAAUUCACAUGUAAAUACAGAAGAAAGUAUUGAAUUAUACUCUGAAGAUUAUAAACCAAUGAAAAAGUUGCGGAUUGCGCAUACUCCAAAAACAGCAGUUUUUCAACCAAGUACCGAUCAAGAUUUUACACCUUGCACUAUACAAAGUAAAUCUAAUUCAAAAGCGUCGCAACAAAAGAAUAAUCGACGAUUAAGUACACAAAUUUUGAAAGAUAAUUUAUUAACCAAGAACAAAGAAAAUUGUACAAUAAGCAAGAAAUGUGACGAAAAGAAUGCUGAUGAAUUUAGUGAGACAAACAGUAUUGAUGACAAAAGAUGUACCAGAAAAAUAUACGAGAAAAACUUAGUCUCGACGAAUAAUGAAAAUUGCCUUCAAAAUAAUAACAACCUCAAUCUGUCUAUUAGGGAUAUUAAGUGUGCAUCUACAGUUACAGAAUUUGAUAAACAUAAUGAUGUCUCGAUUGAGGAUACAAGGAAAGAAAGUAUAUCAAAGGAGAGAUUAACAAUAGAAAUGUCAAAUAAUUGCCAUGAGUUUGAUGUAUCACAUAAUAAUGUUCCAGAUAAUACAGCGAAAGAUUUAAAGCUUGAAAAAAUCCCACUACAAACACAAGUUAUUAUCCAAUCAGAAUCUGGUGUUCACUGUAAAGAUUCGAAAUAUGACGUAUAUAAAUUUACUGAAAAUUUACAAAUAGAAGCGACCGAUAUUACUAAAAAAGGAAUAUCGCCGAGUAUCGAAUUGAAAUACAUUUAUAAUACAGAAGUACAUAACAGUAUAAUACAGAAGACAGUUAAAGACAAAAGUGAUUGUGGCAAUCAUGAGGCAUCGAAGAAUAUGAAUACAAAUGAAUCAAUAUCGAAUCAGUCGAUUGUGAUGAAAGCAACGGGACACGAAAAUCAUAAUAAUCAUGAUGUACCUAAUGAAGUUCCUGAAAUACAAUAUUUGCAAAGAGAUAGUGAAAUCAUUGUUGAGAAUUGUACAGAUGACAAUGGUGUAGAUGUAUCUCUCAAAAGAGUAAGAAAUACAUUAGGGGAGCAAGAAGAUGUGUGUGCUAAUGAUAAGCUAACUGAGAUAGAUACUGUCGAAUUUCAACAAGAAAAUGCGCAAGAAAUAUGCGCGAAUCAAGACAAAGAAACAAAAUUUAUCGAUCAUAUCUCUUAUAAUAAUGUCAAACAAUUUCAAACACCAAUGUCUCAAUUAACUAAAUAUAUUAACACAAAAUGCGUCAAUCAUAAACUAUCACAGAAGAAGACGAUAUAUAAUUGUACAAUUACAGACAAGUUUGUGAAGAAACAAUUGAGAAGACUUGCAAACAGUACCUGGGAAAAUUCUGUACAUUAUGAUGUAAUACAAAAAUUGGCAAAUACAUGUGGGCCGCGUAUUAUAGCCAAAUGCAUAGUCGAAUUUUUGUUAGAGGAUGUCGAACUUGACCAAACUCUAGAUAAAUCAUUCACUCCACCAGCACCAUUGAUGACAACAUUUGAGCAGAAGAUCACAGCAUUAUUAGUUGAUUUAGAAGUGUCAAAACCAACGGUCUCACAUUUUGUACAAGUUGCUAUUGAAUAUAAGCUAUUCAAACUUCAUGCUGAAAUGAAGACCCGAGUUGACUCACUCACGCGGAUGUAUCUUGUCUUGUCGCGUAUCCAGAAAGACAGGGGAAAAGUACGCAUAAUGUGCUGCAAUGCUCUCUACUGCAUGAAUCUUAUGUCGAUAAAUGUUUUAUAUACAGUGUUUACAUCCUGGCCUGAAGUACUUCCCAAUGCUGAAAUUAACAAAGAAAUAUUACCAACAUGCAUAGCCUUUCUUAUCGGAUCACAACGUAUCCACGGUACACCAUCACAAAAAUUAUUAAAAAGAUUACUUGCGUUAAAGGGAUUAGUAUUGACAUUUUAUAAAUAUGCUUAUACUAAGCAAGCAAGAGAUGAUAUUGUUAAAGAGCUCAUAACUCUUCUUAAAACUAAACGGACUAAUGGUUUAGAUACAGCCAUUAUACUUGUUGCAAAGAGAGAAGGAUCAUCUUGGACAUAUACAAAUAUCCUUCAAUCUACUCUAUUGCCAAUGAUUAUCAACUAUGAACAUCCUUGUAUAUAUAGUGCAUUUUCUCUACUUGGAAAGCUUAUACGUGCAUUCCCAUCAGAAGAUGAAGGCAAUAUUGUGCUGGAGAUUAGUGAACAGCUUUGUGACCUUAUACAGUCUGGCCAAGGUACGCACGAUCAACAAGAAGGCAUAAUAUCUGCAUUGCUAAGUAUUUCCAGACAGAAAUUCGACAUUGUUGCGCCGUCUAUAAUAAAGUGGACGCCGAGUAAACCUUUAAGACCAACUAUCAUCACACAGUUACAAGCGUUUAUAAAUACACGUAAUCGAAAAUUUUGGAAAAAUUAUUUGCAGCGUAUCUAAUCAAAUUAAAACACGCCAUGCCAAUUAUAUUAAGUGAUAGACUGAUGUUUGCAUCUUUCAAUUAUCAUUUUAAUGUUUUACAGCUAAUUAACCAAAAUUACAAUGAGAAACAAGAUAUGAUGUAUUACGACAUAUUUAUUAUUGCAUUGUGAUAUAUUUUUUAUUGCAUAUUGUUUAAAAAUUUUCGAUCCAUUCCUCAUUCUGUUUUAG